UACUGGUCAGAGCUAGCAGCUUGUCGCCGAUGAAGAUGGCGGAAUCGUACUGGGCCUUGUUCAGGGCAUCCUGCCUCCAUUCCCGCAGGAACUUUUCCAUGGCGCAACGGUGGAAGUGCUAGAUCGUGGGCAUGGCCAGUUGUAACGGAGAGAGACGGUGGUGGAGGUUGACGUUGGAUGCCGAUCAACGGGGUGAGGUAAGCGCGUCGUGGGCUCAGGCGCGACGGGAAUCUGCACUUUCUUUUCUUUGGAUGACGGGCAGGAAUUGGAGGGGACGUGGAUGCACUGUGCACCGGGCGCCGUCAGGGGUGUGGGCCGAGUAAAUGGCGGGGUAGGCCAACCAGAGGGCGUCGUUGCGU
Colletotrichum acutatum is the source of this 359-nucleotide messenger RNA. RefSeq lists its product as uncharacterized. The record is from RefSeq and is a predicted model, not a curated record. Lineage: Eukaryota; Fungi; Ascomycota; Sordariomycetes; Glomerellales; Glomerellaceae. The coding region runs from base 132 to 323 and encodes 63 amino acids. The transcript has a single exon.